Messenger RNA from Dromaius novaehollandiae (emu), 14584 nucleotides. RefSeq names its product Scm polycomb group protein like 2 (gene SCML2). Gene Ontology annotation, molecular function: histone binding; chromatin binding. Lineage: Eukaryota; Metazoa; Chordata; Aves; Casuariiformes; Dromaiidae. Gene Ontology annotation, biological process: negative regulation of DNA-templated transcription. The record is from RefSeq and is a predicted model, not a curated record. The transcript has 15 exons. Gene Ontology annotation, cellular component: nucleus. The coding region runs from base 9988 to 12243 and encodes 751 amino acids.
CAGCUAGUCAGAGAGCAACAACUACCUUUGCCAGCCUUCUUACCUGUUUUGUUUGGGCUUCUUCAGAUACUCUCUUUUGUAUAUACAGGGUAUUGGGCACGGGUGUAUGCAACUAAAUCAUUUGAGGUAGGGGGGUAAUACUAUCUCCUACCUUUAGCAAACCUCUUCAAAAGAUCCCUAUCACAAAAAGUAACUUUCUUGGUUUAGCUUCUAUGUCCUUGGAAUAGGACAAAAAAAUUUGGAUCCAACACCAAGUGCUUACUUACUGUGUUUUUUCCAUCUACUUUCUUCUUGCUUUUAUGAAUUCCUUCUAGGAUAAGGUUAAUAUUGUGAAGGGAGUCUGCAGCUGUUAUUUCCUUGCAGUUGGGCACCUGAAGAUUGAGACAAGUUUUAAGAUUUGCUGGAUGCAGCUGUUCCUUAAAAAAGGAGGGGGGGGAUUAUGCUUGAUACACUACAAGGGUGUGUGUGGUUCCUGCUGACUCCUUAAAGAGUUGAAAUAGGACAAAUCACUGUGUUUUCCUAAUAAGCAAGCCUGAUCUGAGUGUGUUUCUGAAUUUCUCUGGAGAGUGUCUACAUACAUACAUACCUCUUCCCACCUUCAUGCCUGGUACUUUGUGUAGUCUCUCUCAUUGGGACAUGCUUAACACCUAGGGGCUGUGAUCUCGUGUAUCUGCUUUCUGAGUUAUCUGAUCUAUCUUCUGAUGGGAUAAAUAGUUCACAUUCUUUUGUAGCUGAUUGCUACAUUGUUAAUGGAAUUAUCAUAAUUCAUUUUCUUGGGGUCAUGAUUUUACUAUGCUGUAUGCAGCGGUUGCCUGCAGUAGAAUCUUAAGUUUGUGCUCUAAGGAAUUGUCAGGUUCUGAUCUUUCCAGUUUUUAAAAAUUCAGGCUGUUUUUUUUUAUAUGAUACUUCUUUAAAGUGACACCUUGAGUUUAUGCAAGGUCUUUCUGAAACACUAAAAUCUUUAACAAAAUUUUACUGCUUUGUUUUAGUAGGAGAUAGCCUUUUUGUCUCCAAAGGAAGAUGCUCUCUGGAUAUCAUGUAUCCAGGCUAGUCUUAAAGUAUUUCCUCAGAUUUUUUAGAACAAUGUCAUAUGCAGCUUCAGUAUGAACAAUGUUUUUGAAUUGAUAGUUUUUCCCCUGUAUAUGAUGUACUUUCUGUGCAGCUCCCCAUUGGUAUGUUGUAAUCUAAAAGCAAGUGAGGCAUUGUAUUGAAGGUAGAUAUCCUGAUUAAAUCAUUUGGUUCUAGGCCUUCAGCUACACAAAUCGGGUCAAAUUUUAUCUAAGAUACCAAGGAAAUCUUGUCUUUAGGUGAAAGAGAUGAACUUCUCUAGUGGAAAUUUAAGUUUUCUGUCUUCUCAAGGUAAUAUGAUAUCCCUUUUAGUUAGUUCAGGACUAAGCCUCGAGCCUGUCGUUAUCUCUAGCAGACAUUAGUUCAGGGAGCAUCUGAAGUUUAUAAAACCUACAAGAGAACCGCACCAUUUUGAUGAGGUACGUGAAUGAGGUGUGUACCAUUAUUUAUGUAUUGUGUGGAAUUUAUCGUGGAUUAACACAGGAAAGUUCAGGGAAACGAGCACAGUUCUAAGGGGCGCUUUUGAAAACCCAUUUAAAAAGAACCGUUUGUAAAAGUGAAUUUUUUAUGUGGAGGAAUGUGAAAGGGUAUUAGAGCUGUUUGGUGAAACAUGUUAGUGACACUGUCAUAUAUUAACAGCUCAGAGAUUAAAAGGGCUGCUAGCAUGUUUGGCACUUUUGAUAUUAAAUCUCUUGUACAUAUACAAUAUACUGGAGUGCUUUGAAGAGGCGAGCAGUUUUCUGGAAAGGUCAGAAGAUACGAACUGGCUUUAAUGAUGAAAUGAACAGCAUUAUAGUUACCUGGGAAAUAAUAUCUGUAUGUUGUGAGUAACGUUUUUCCUAGCUUGUUGUAGGAAAAAGGCUACCUGUAUUAACGGCUGAAUUUUCUGCGGUGCUCAACAGUAUAAGCCCUGUGCGGCAGAGAUGGGGGAAUGGCACCUCCCUGAAGGAGGCAGCAGAAGGCUGGCUGCUCUGCCGCUGCCUGGGCUGCAGUGUUGGCACACAACCAGUUACAGAGCUGGGGAAUAGGUGGGGGAGGCUGCCCCAUUACACCCAGUCUCAUCCAGUUUUGUAUAAUCAGGCAGUCGUCUCAGAAAUUGGGACUGGGGAGGUGGACUUGCUUUGGGAUUUUCAACCUCUUCCAUUUUUUGAGGAGUAUGGCAGAUUCUACAGCUGAGUGCUUGCAGCCGUCUGGCCCUCCGAGCCGCUUAGGGCUAGCUUUUCUUGUGUGACCUGUCAACGCUUUGCUAUCUGCAGAAAUGUCUAGCGACACUGAACAGCGCUUACGAAUGUUCGUGCAAACAUUUUUGGCAAUGUCUGUGUGGAAGAUGAUUCCGCUCCCUUAUGGAAGGGGAUGGAAAAAGGAUUGUUUCUUUCUUAAAGAAAUAAGAAGUGGGGAAGGAAAGCCAUAACUACCAGUAGCGCAGGUAUGCCCAGUGCAGUAGGGUGUGGGUGUGGCCUGGAAUGCAGCUGGGCAGUGAGGGCUGCAAUCAGCCACUGUGAGUUUUCCUCGGCUCAGAAACAGCCUCUGGAAGGGGAGGUAUCAGGAAAUUCCUUGAGGGUUAAUUUAGUUUUGGUUUGUUUGUCGUGUCUGCGUGCGUGUGUGUCUGCGUGCGUGUGUGCGUGUGCACGUCCGUCCGUCCUGAUUAGACACCAGCAGGCAGCAUGUGGUACUCAGCAUGUGGUACCAGUGUAGUUGUCCCAUUCUGUAAAGGAGUGUAUGUUGCAGUGUGUUAGAGCAGGAGACAGAUGUGGUAAGGCAAGUUCUGCCUUUUUUAAUGAACGCUGGUUGCUAGUCCCAGCCAGCAUGGUAUUGCUUGGAUUCUCAGGAGAGAGGCAGGAGAUGCUGUAAGCACUGGAGGAAGAUGGUAGCAGAAGUAUGUUGCUGCUGGCAUUGAGUACAAGCAGGGAGAGGCAAGUGUCUUUUGCUUCAGAACGAGCUAACUCACAUGAGGUGCUCGCAAUAGACUGGUCAUAUGCAGAGAUGUCCCAAGACUAUUCUCUGUGUCACCAGUUAAAAUAAAGCCAUGCUCUUUAUUUGUUUCUCAUAGAUUUUUGCACCAAGUAAAAGGUGCUUGUGUUUCUCUGGUUACUCUGUUGGAUUAAUAACAAAUCUGGACCACAGGGAUGGAUGUCAGCUCUGUGAUAAACGAAUAGGGCUCUGUUAGAUCAUGUCUGAACCGAGCUUCCAGUUCUUUUAGAGUUUGGAGGCAAUGUAGAAGGGAGGAAGCCAAAGUUGUCUAACAGGUUGUAAAAUCCCUUUUUUGCCCUCCCUCCUCUGCUUGUCUUUCUGCCCCUAGCCCCCUUGUGUACACACACUCUCUCUUAUUGCUGCAUUUAAAACUGUUGGUAUAGCUUGUUUUCUGUAAAAGACAAGUGUAGAAAAGCUCUAUAGGGAUCUUGAGCAUCCCAUUCCUUACUAGCCUCUGGGCAUCUCUUACUGUGUUUGCAAUAGCAAUUUCUUUUCUCCCUUACCUGUUUUAUUUGCACUGAGCUAAAGGUAUGCUUGGCGCCUCACAGAACAAAUAGUUAGAAAGCUCUCUUCUGUGUUCAGGGAGGCUGAGCUGACGGAAGAGAAGACGAAUCUGGGUGUAUAGAGAAUUUCAUGCAGGAAUUCAGCUCAUAGCCAGUGCUUAUCAUACAGGGGUUUUUGUGCAUCAUUUAAUUGGUUUGUUUCAGGACAGAAAUCUGAGUUUGAUUUGAAUGAAGUCAGGCUGAAUAAUAAUGAUGAAUUAUUAUUUUUAGGAAUGUGAAUUAUGUUUUUAGGAACAGCGCUCCAAGCUUGAAGAGGGGAGUGGAGAAUAACAGAGAUGAUAGAGAGAUGAAUUUACCAAAAUAUUUAAACAAUUUGUUGAACUCUUAUGCUACUGUAAAUAUGUAUUAGUAAAUACGGUCUGACAAACAGUUUUACUUUAGAUAGAAACAUAAAUGCUUUGAGCUAUAUUUUUUAAUUUAUUUGAAUAUAACAUUAAAAAUAUCCUUUCAUGUGGGAAGACUGGCAUUUUAAGAAUAUUUAAAGCUGUUAAUGGACUGGGUUCCAGCCGCCUGGCUGAACUGCUGACUUCACACAUACCAUUUCCUUUUUCAGGUUUUUACAACCCCACAUCUUCAAACUUUUCAAGCAGGAUGAGGGGGGUGAGGAGCUGUUUUUAUUUUCCACUCAUAGCCUUACAGCAGCUCUAAACUUUCUUUUUUGAAAUUACUGUCAAGUUAGUAAACUAUGAAUCUACUUAAGAUAUUUCUAUUAUUAGUUGAUACUGCCUAUGUUAUUUUACUGAGGCAUUUGUUUUCUGCCAUUCCCAUAAAAGUAUUCAUUUCUUGUUUCAGGAAGUCUUGGGACAAAUCCUUGGUCUAAAUUCAAUUAGUGUUGCUUUUUUAAAUACAUAAUGCCUCACUCUGUACUGAAUAAUGCAGUCAGUAUGGGUUGUAAAGUUAUGAUUUUGAGGUUUUGAAGUGUAUGACUUACUGUAAUUACAGUUGCUCAUAUUCUAAAGCAGGUUGUAAAAUUACCUGCGUAAAGGACACAGUGUUUACAGAUGGUAUUUUACUGGUGACAGCUUAGAAGUUUGUUUAUGUUAAUUAUAUGAUAAAUAGUGAGUUGUGCACUGUCAAUGUGUUUCUAAGAAACUUUGCAAGUACAGAAAAUCGCGUCUUGAUGUUAGGGCAAAUGACAUUACAAAAUGCUCUUUUUUUUUUUUUUUAAGCAGUAAUUACCUACUCACUUUCCUUAAUACCACUUAAGAAAUAUUUGAACUUUGUUGUUAUAAUAAUACAUAUAGCUACCUAAUAUUUGCUCCUAUUGAAAGCUAGUAAAUUUGACAAACGCCUAGCUCUGCUAGCUCUGUUUUUAUCAACUAGAGAAGGUGUUCUCAUCUAUCAGUUCUUUAGAAGGUCUGCCAUGUGAAAUACAGAAGUUAAAUUUACUUUCCUUGAAAGAUUCUCACUCUUUUUACAAAAAAGGUGGACUAAAAGGGAUUCUAAUUUAGACUAAGUUUGUCAGAACACCUACUGAUUAUAUACUUGUGUGUAUAAAUGAAAGAAAACCUAAUCUUUACUAUUGUUUUGGAAUGGUAAGUGUGUAAUGAUAAAUAAUGCUGAUUUUUACAACUGCAAAGCUUGUGUUACAUUUUAUAAUCUUAUGAUAUAUUUGUGCAAGUAUAAUUCUUUUUUAAUACUCAAAAUCUUAGUUUUCUCUAAUGAUGGAGCAGUAUGUUCUGAAAGGUGCUUACUGAUUACCUCUAUAACAGAAAUUAAGGACACGCGCUGUUGUGUCUUAAAUUAUGCUCAAUGAGUCUGCAUGCUAAAAUAUGCAUUAGGUAACUAGCCUGGAAGUAGUUUAAAGUUAUACUUAAAGUUUAUAGAAAUUUAUUUAAAGUUAUAGAAAUAUUAUUUUAAGUCUCCUUCUGUUUUUUCAUCUUUUCAGCCUCUUAAGGACUUGUGAAAAUGAUAUGAAACAGUGUUUUUAUUUAAAAGAUAGACGAUAGGUAAUUAGGUUUAAAAAUCUAUUCUAAAUUUGUGAAGAAUAACUUUGAAGGAGUGCAACACUAAAAAAAAAAAAGAAAUUCACACUUGUUUUGGAAACUACUCUCCUCGCAUAUUGGGCUGUGUUUAUGUACGUCUUACCCCUACAUAGAAAUUGCAGUCAGAAUCAUGACUGUUGCACUGUAUGUUAGUGCACAGAGGAGACCGUGAAGGUGCCUUCCACGGAGGGCUCUCUGCAGUGUUGUCUCUAACAAAUGGGCAGAAGGAGGGGAGGAAUGGUAACAGCAAUAAGAGCAUGGCGAUACUGGCCAGCAGUUAUAACCGGUAACUCUUAUGUUUCUAAAGCUAAUAGCAUUUCAAUGGUGGAUGUAAAAGCAAAGUGUAGGUCUGGCCUAAGUGAAAGAUCAGGAGAGAAUAUUGGCUUGUUUGUAUUGUGCCUUUUCUUUGCUCUUAACUGGUUUUGCUGUUUAAACUAUAUAUAAUUCUUUUCCCCCUUGCAUAUGGGGGUUUGAUCUAGAGUCAUCCGUGGAAGAAAACGAAUUAAGAAAGAGAGGGGAAAGUAUAACUCCCUGUUUGGAUAUAGUCUCAAACAUGACUAUUUCAACCUAGAAUUAAGAAGAUCGAUAUUUCAGAACAGAUUUCUUACUGGUUUCCUCCUCUGAGUUCUGGAUGUCUCACAGCUUUGUAUCUGUGUAGACAAAUAGCCUCAGCCCUUGCCCAGCUGCGCCUGCCCACUGAUGUCUGUGCCUUCCUCCUCCAAGGAACGUGGAGCUGAGCUCUGAGUUACUCCGUUCAUACCAGUGACAGGGUCAGAAAGAAAGCUGCCCCUAACAUUGGCUUCCCCGUCUUAGCUCUGAGUCUGAAACGCUGAGCCAUUAACAUAAAACCCAAUCAUUUUGCCGGGUACUAAGCCCACAACGUCCUUGGUGCUUAGGCUUCUUUUAAAUAUUACGUUUAUCUCCAUAAUUCUGUGCUGUACGUUUUUAUGAGCAGGUAUGCUGUCAAGAUAAACUUGCUCUGCAAGGCUCUAAAUAUGCAUGAUUUUUUCAGAACAUUUACCUGGUUAGUUUGGUUGAAUGACUGGCUUAGAGCAAGAAGUAUAAUGGAGAUGUGUAUUAGACAAAAUACAGAAUGAUUUUGACAUUUUUCUGUAAAAUAAUAGCUUCUUUGAAAUGUAGCAGUACAUGCCCUUUGAAUAUUUGUUCCAAAAUUAGAAGAGCAGUGUCAGACAGGAAACAUGUUUUCCAUCCUCAUUUCUGAUAUCUAGUACUACGUAGUAGCAGCUCAGAGAGGAUGGUUUAGGCUUGUGUACUAAUAUAUUUCUUUUUUGUUAAGGACUCGCACAGUGGGAGGUGGCUAGUAGAAAUGAUUUGGGACUUGACAAUAAAAACCUUAAUGAAGAAAUAAAGGCAGAUAAAUGCUUUCCAUCUGAUCUUAAAACAAGUAACUGAUGUAGGAUAAGCGAAGUAAAGAAGGAAUAAAAAUGAAUUUCAGGAUAAUUUGAAACCUAGAUAUAAAUAUCCUGUUCCUGAGAGUGGGGAUCCUGCACAGCUCUUUUAAUUAGAAAUAUUCUAAUGGUAAAUCUAAUGUGAUACUUCUGUUCGUGAUUUUUUUUCCUAGCUUUUCAGUUCCUGAAGUUUUCAGCAAACAGUUUCUCACUGGUGUCCCCACACAGGUUCUGUACUUCCACUCCCUGAAUGGUUGCUUUUUGCCUGUUUUCUGUAUGUGACUGACAAAUGUUGCUCUCAGCUUGGGUUUUGUACCUUUGCUUUUCAUUCUAUUCCUUUGUGCCUCCUAACUCAACUACCCUUCAGCCUGGCCAUUGCAUUUCUAUCUUUGUUUGUUCAGAGGUUCCUGGCCUUGUUUUGUUGCAUUUUUUGCAGCUUUUAGAAAUGAAGAGAUUAGAUUACUUUCUUAACCGAAACUUUCUGUUCACUCGCUCUAUUUUCUUGCUGAGUUCCAUGUACAAGAAUGCCUUGAGCUCCAUGCUUUCUCUAUAAGUUUUGCAAAAAGUCCCUGGAGGCUUCGCCCCCAUAUUUGCUGGUUGUUCUCUUCUGUCCAGGGCAGGGUGGGCUCAAGUGGCUCGAGUCAGGCUGAUGAUACUGAGAGCAACAUGAAAGGACUUGUGUUGGUUAGCAAAGGACAUAACUGCCUUGCUCACAGUUUGCUACUUAAUUAUGUGAGGUGAUCAAGAGCUGUUUCUAGGUCUGCCCCUGCAAAAGAAGUUCACUUUGUUUCAGACUGGCGCAGCUGUGUUUUGGAAGAAACUGGCUUUCAUUGUGUUGUUUUUCAGCAACAUGCAGUGGUUGCUAGAUAAGAGGCUCAGAAAUACCUUUCUUGAGUAUGUCUUCUGUGGCAGAUAGCACUAUCUACAAGCUAGCUUAAUAGUGGCUCUGAAUUGACUACAGAAGGUGAAAGUAGGUUUUCGGUAGCGCCUCUUCCAAAUAGAAAUAUAUUGUAUUCCUGCUGUUGGAUUUGCCCUAUUUUGAACAGCACUUUCAGAACUUUCAAUUGUCUUAUAUUUUUAACAGGCUCAUGGGCAUGCUGUAAAACAGCCUAUCUGGUACAGCACAAGCUAAUGAAAUGCUGGAAUCCUUUUUAUGUUCUGACAGACGUUCCAGUUGUGCUAAACUUGAUGACUAUCACUGCAGGGUUGGAAUCUUUAUUACUGCACCAAGUGCAAUCUGGUACUUGGAACAAAAAGAUAAAAACCAUGCACUGUUUUAAAGUAAUCUCUAAAAACAGCUACUUUGACUCUGCAUCACCUUUCACAAUUUAUUAUUUAGAGAGUAAAAGCUUUGAAUUUUUGGGGGAGUCUACAAAAGUAUCAAGUAUUUCAAAUUUAUUUGAUGGCUUAAAAGGAUUUCUGUUCUUAAUCCUGCCGAUCACUUAUGUGAGUGCUAUUGUGUAGUGAAAACUGCUUCCUUUAUACUAGUAUUCAGUUUUAUUUAUAACCGCUUUCAAGUCUCUAUCUUUUGAGUUUUUGUAAUAACUGUGCAGCAUGUUCACACACAGUACUCGCACUAAAAGAGUUUUUCAUUUAUUGGUAUUUUCAAAACCAUAUUUAACUUUAGCCAUGGGACUUGCAAUGUAUAAGUAUUUUCAUCAUGCAGUCCAUCAUCAUAGUGUACAAGUUGAUCUAAAUUUUGCAGAAAUGUCCCAGUUUAAGGAAAAAUACUCAUCUGUAUGACACCUCUUUUGUUAUAUGCAGUAUGUGUGCGUAAAUUAUUAUGGCAUGUGUUUAUAAGAUUCAAGAAAUUCCAAGCAGAUACCUUGCUUUUCAACUACUGUGCCUUUUAUGUAACAUUGAAAAGUGUGGCUUCUAAAAAUGUUGCCUGUAGCCAAACUUAAUUUCGGAAAAAGUGUGCACAUAUUUAAGUUUAAAAAAUCUUGAACUUUUGAUGAUGUUAACUUUAACCUCAUAGGAAUUCCUUGAAAGGAAUUGGUCACAAAUGAUAGUUCAGAACUUUUAGUAUCUUUUUACCCAUUAUUACUUGAGUAGUGGACGGAAAAGGAUAAUAAACUUGAUGAUUUUGUUGCUUCCAUGCUGAAAAGUUUCAAGUGAGUUUGAUUUCAACUGAACACAAUCAAAAUUUGAAAAAUUGGAUGGUGCAGUAGAAAAUCACAGUAGCAAAAGAAAAGACAAGGAGAAACUUGCUUUUGGUGUUUUACAGUGGUUUAACUAAGUUGGCACUUCUGGUUUCUAAAGCCUACGAGGAUGUGGAUCACUGCUUCUAUCUGAAGUCAGUAUGCCCCUGACAGGUUUUCUCCACUGUGGUACGAGUUGUGAUGGCAAGUGGUAUCAGUGAACAAUUAUGCCUUUGUGUAGAUUUCUUACAUCAGUACUUUUUUUCCCCCUUCUGCUGUAGUUCUGAAGUACAGUGCGCUUUAGCCAAAGGUGUUUGCGGUGAUGAUUGUUAAACUAUGCAUGUGUGAGACGGGAGGGUCUGUCUUCCAUUUUUCAGUAAUGUGUUUUUUUUUGGGGGGGGGAUAAAGUAUGUUUUGUACCUUUCUUUGCAUUAGCAACCCACUGAAAAUACAAACCAUUAAACAAUGAACGGUCUAAAACAGUGAAAUAAGUUCGGUUUCUUCUGUACCCUUGCCACUUGGAUAUUUCCAUUGCUUACACAGUGUUCCUCUACAAAUAGCUUGUUAAACCUGUCCUGCUUUAAACCUGCAAGAUAAUUAUAGACCAAUACAAAAAAAUCUUCCUUUCCAAAAGAAAUCCCAAACCCCAAAUCCCAACAACCCCCUCCCCUAACAUGUUGUAUUACUACUCCACAGGAAACUGUUGUGCUGAAAGGAAGAAUUAACUGGUCUUUCAACUUCAGCCUUUUUAUUGUGAGAGGAAAGAUCACAGAAGUGUUACCAUGGGGAGAACAGCAGUUAAAGAUAAAAUACUCAGCUUUGUAACAGCCUUCCAACAUUGAGGAUUGGAAUGCAUAAAGGCAAGGGGAGUCUUUGGAAAAAAAAAAAAAGUCUGGCUUUUAUUCGGAUGCAUUUUUGGACACUUCAGCAUGUGCUCGAUUCAAAGAAUAUUAAAAAAGAGAAACAUGGAAAGAAUCAGCAGGCAAACAACCCGUCUUUAAAAAGUGAACAGUUUAAUUGGGAUGAUUAUCUGAAAGAGACUGAAUCAGUAGCUGCACCUGUGCAUUGUUUCAGACAGUCUAGAAUUCCACCUACAAAUGAUUUCAAAGUUGGUAUGAAAUUGGAAGCCCAUGAUCCUCGCAAUGUUACCUCCAUUUGUAUAGCUACGGUAAUUGGAAUCACUGGUGCUAGAUUAAGAUUGCGGCUUGAUGGAAGUGACAACAAAAAUGAUUUUUGGAGGCUUGUGGAUUCCUCGGACAUACAGCCAGUUGGGACCUGUGAAAAGAAAGGGGGCAUGCUCCAGCCUCCUCUUGGAUUCCAGAUGAAUGCAUCUUCUUGGCCAAUGUUUCUCUUAAGAACUCUGAAUGGAGCUGAAAUGGCACCUGCAGCGUUCUUUAAGAAGGAACCACCAAAGCCUGCACCAAACUGUUUUAAAGUUGGAAUGAAACUUGAAGCUAUAGAUAGGAAGAACCCAUACUUAAUUUGCCCAGCAACCAUUGGAGAUGUUAAAGGAGAUGAAGUUUUUGUUACAUUUGAUGGCUGGAGAGGAGCAUUUGACUAUUGGUGCAGAUGUGAUUCUCGAGAUAUUUUCCCAGUCGGAUGGUGUAGCUUGACAGGAGAUGCAUUACAGCCACCAGGGAACAAUGUUUCCAUUACAAAGAGCAGUGCAAAAAUCCAAUCUUCCCCUUCCAAAGUGACCCGGCGUUCAAUGCAGUCUCCACAGAAAUCUGCUCCAGUACCGACGCAACGGGGCAGGAAACCAGGUCGGGGCAAACCCCCUGGACAGUCUGCAGUUCCCAAGAAGGGCAGGUCUCCUAAAAAUAUUCCCCUGACAAAAAGCACCUCUCAUACUGAAAAUCUUAAAACAAGGAAAAAAAGUUUAAAACCUGGAAAAAAGAAAAAAAUUUUGCCAGAACAACCGACUCCAGCACCACCACCACCUCUUUCUUCUCCUGAUGGGGACAGUGGUGCAAAGCAGAUACUUAAAGAUGGAAUUGGUUUGUCUGGGGCAACUGCAGCAGUUAUAUCCACAGUGUGUGUGUAUGUCAACAAGCAUGGAAAUUCUGGGCCUCAUCUGGAUAAGAAGAAGGUUCAGCAGCUUCCAGAUCAUUUUGGACCAGGUCCUGUCAAUGUGGUACUUCAGAAGGCCGUACAGGCUUGUGUGGAUUGUGCCUAUCAAUCUAAAACAGUCUUUGGAUUUCUGAAAUCUGGCCAUCACGGAGGGGAAAUGAUAACUGCUUCCUUUGAUGGAGAGAAACACGCCAUCAAUCUUCCUUCUGUAAACAGCGCAUCAUUUGUCCUUCGUUUCUUGGAGAAACUCUGCCACAGCCUGCAAUGUGAUAAUCUUUUUAGUAGCCAACCUUUCAGCCCUUACAUGGGAUGUGCACACAGUCCUACGGAAUAUGAUAGGAACAAACCAGCAAAAGAAGAAAUAUCUGAAAAUAGAAGUGCUAAACGAUACUCUCAGGACUCUCCACCAUAUACUGCCUCUCUUUCCCCUAAGCUUCCCAGAAAUGAUGCUCAUCCAUCUGAAGCAGAAACAUUACCUAUAGAAGAAAACAGCACUUCCAGAGAACACCGAUUUUCCGAGGACUCUAUGGAUUCUGCACUUAUUUCAGUAAAUCCUUCAAGCCCCACCUGUCGAAAUUCCACUGAAUACCGUACUUUGGGGAGUGCAAUGUAUUAUAGAAAUUCUCUUCAACCAGUGACCGCUACCUCAAACUCAGCCUCAAUCCUUCACAGGCUGUCAUUGAGCUCUGCUGGGAACAGCAAUUACUAUGAAGUUAGUAGGAAUCGAAUACAGAGGAGGAUUGAAGCUGCAAGUUCCACAACUGGACCAGAUCUGAGUGCACUAAAAAGGGAACCUUCAAGAAUAUUGAAUAAGGAUCCUUCCACCUGGUCAAUAGAGGAAGUAAUGCGUUUUGUGAAAGAAGCUGAUCCACAGGCACUAGCUCCACAUGCAGAACUCUUUAGGAGACAUGAAAUUGAUGGGAAGGCACUACUGUUACUGAGGAGUGAUAUGAUAAUGAAAUAUAUGGGACUGAAGCUGGGGCCUGCGCUAAAAUUGUGCUACCACAUUGAAAGACUUAAACAAGGAAAGUACUAGUCAAUGGGGAUACCGCAGUGUGUGUGUUUGUACCACACUAAUCUCUCAGGUUCACAGCCAUUGUCUUUAUUUGAAAAUAUUUUGCUGCCAUAAACCAUCUUUAGUUUUUGGAAGUUAUCUCAAAAUGCAAUAAGACGUUUAGCAUAAAGAGUUGAAAAAAGAAAAAUCUGUAUUACAUUAUAUUUUGAGAACUGUUUCAUUCCUUUGCAAGGAGGGAUAGUUGGUUAUACUGUGUUGGGGGACGGUCUUUUGCUGAAAGCAGCGCUCUUAGUGCUACUCUUGACACGAAAUUCUGAAAAGUGCAUUCUCUGUUACAGACUUCAGCCAACAUAUUCAUAUUCAGAACCAAAACAGCUGAAUCCCAAAGGAAAAAAAACAGCAUCAGGUGUUAAUAAUUUUUACAGGGGCGGCUGUAAUCUUCUACAUUGCAAGAAAAAUUUAAAAUAGAAGAUCUGAUUUCUUUAGUUAAUACUGUAUCUGGUCCUCCAGGAGAGUAUUACUCAGCUAGAUUAUUCUUCAUAGAUUUCCAUUAAGGGAAUAGUGAUAUGAAUUGUUCUUGGGCGAGGGAGGUAUGGGGAAGGAAGAGCUAUGUGUGAAAGGGCUUAAUACAAGUACAAGCUUUUAUAAAGUGUGAUUAUCAGUCCUUCUGUAAGUUAUGAGGAUAAAUGCACAGUAUAUUGUCAAUUUAUGCAAGCGAUAUUCCUGUUCCAUGGAGAAGGGCAUUUUGGCUGUUUAAACAGCCAGUUCUGGGACAAACAUAUUUGUCUGGAACAGUACAUCCACAUUUUAAACAUUCCAUCUUUUGCUAAGUUUGGCAUGGAUAUGUGUGUUCAUGCUGGUUAUUAUACACAUGUAUGUGUCGGGGUAAUACGUACUAUAUAUAUAAAAAAAGAUACACACUGUACAUAUGUAUUCAUUUUUUAAUGUGUUUUAGGGUACUUUGCACUGCACCAGAGAGAACUGUACAAUUUCUUGUUAUGUUUUUUUUACCAGUAAAUUUAGUUGUGUACUACUUGCAUACUCAUUAGCACCUGUUUAAUUUGUUGUCCAUUCCUGGAGUCAGAAGGUGACAAACAAUCAAUGGGUGGAUGGAUUCCUACAGGCGAGAUCCCUGUACUAUGCAAUACUCUUGGUUAUUCAUCACUUAACUCUGAGCCAUGUAUUCUGGUGUAUUUCUGCAGAUGCAUAUUUGGUUCUGAUGUUUUUGGCUUAGACUUCCUAUGAGGAAGUGUUACUAUGUAACUGUUUUGGGUAAAUUUGAUGCUGUUUAUAUAAGCUACAAGAAUGAGUGGCGGUAAUAAACUGGUUUUUUGUCACUGCCAGUUGUAAUGUACAUCAGGGACAAGAAAGUAUACUUUCUGUGUAGGAAACCGAAUGUACUGUAUGUAAUAGUGCAAGUAAUAAAACUAUUUGGUAGGGAAAGUGUAGUCCUAAAAUGGUAGGUUUUAUUAUAUUUCUUAUUGCCUUUUUAUAUGAAAGCGUAUAGUAAAAAUGUAUUUUUUACAAAUUUCUUGUUCAGAAAUGCCUUGCUUUACCAAUAGUCUGAGGUUCCUCAGGUUUCAGCAGAGAUGCUGCUGCCAAAUGAUACAUUUUGUGACUCACAAGUUUUCAAACAUUUUGCUAGUUUGAGUGACUGCGAUGCAAUUUUAAUUUAGCAGGUCAUUUGGGCUUUGAGGAUUGUUUUUAUUACUCCAUCAUUAGACAUUUGACACUAAAGGUUAUCUGUAUUGAUUUGUUUUGCAUAUCUUUUGUGGUGCAUGUAUGCUUAGAUGAAUAAUACAAACACGAUCUUUAUAGUAAGAAAAGGUCAGAGCACUGACUGGAGAAACAGUGUGUUUUUUCUUUGUGUAGAGUGUUGGUCUAACAGUAUGAAAGUUACAGCUUACAUAAUGGGGAAAACAUCAUUCUUUGGGUAUUCAGUAUAUUGUUUAUACUUCCAUGCUUUAUUAUGCUGAAUUUCAGGAUAUUUCAGUGUAAAAAGAAGGACCACUUCUACAAUUUACAUGAAAGUAAUUGACUGAAAAUAGUUUUUAUUUUUUACAUUCUCAUGUAAUUGGCAUAAGAAAAGCAAAGAUGUUUAUAUUUUCUCUUUGGCAUUUAUGGAAUGAGCUUUUUGUACGUGGCACUGUUAAGGGAAGAAAUACUUGUUCAAGGCUUUGUGUGCACCUGUGUGCAUCAGGUUUACUGUGAUGUUGCAGUACCAGAAUUUCAUCCUGUGCUAUAGUAUGAGAUUCAAGCCUGCAAACUGUUGUAGCAGAAUAUAUUUUUAAUUCUUUAUUUUCAAUGGGAUGUUCUUAUCUAUCAACAAAAAUAAAAUAGUUUGUUCAUUGUUGUAACUGUC